This is a messenger RNA of Podospora anserina S mat+, 396 nucleotides long. RefSeq lists its product as uncharacterized. The record is from RefSeq and is a predicted model, not a curated record. The transcript has a single exon. The coding region runs from base 1 to 396 and encodes 131 amino acids. NCBI's taxonomy places the organism in Eukaryota, Fungi, Ascomycota, Sordariomycetes, Sordariales, Podosporaceae.
AUGUCUUGUAUCAAUGCCUCACCAACUCGAUUUGAAGAAGACCGUGUUGGAUAUUGGAAGAUGAAGGAAUUACAAGAACAGGAAGGACAGGAACUACAGCAACAGGUCAAGCGACAACCUGUCAGGGCAUUGCGCCGAACUGGACAUAUAAAUGGUCUGGCCAAAGACUUGCAGAAUCGAGAGCCAGAGCGGGAACAAGACUAUUGGCCACUAGGCAAGGAAGCCUUGGAUGGAACAGAUGUACAAGCUAAAGGUGGCAGUGAUGGAGGGCGAGUCACGCCAAUCGACAGAGUGAAAGAUUGUGCUUCGGAGGGUGGUAAUACCGAGCACUCUCCACAGAGCUUUAAGCAGAGAGUGUUGAGAGAGAGGCAUUUCAGUUACGUCAGGGGGUCUUGA